GUGACCCAUUUAGGUAAUCGCUGGGAUUACGUAGCCGCUUGUGCCACAGUGACUUGGUCACGUCCCUGCUUUCUGAAUGCUGCAGUAACGUUACUUUGUCACCCUGCUCGCUUUGUAAAGUCUUUAUUUCCCACAUCUGCCGCUGUGGAGGACGCGCUGCUCGCUCUACAGGUUGGUCCACUACAACAUCACCUACAAACUGACCCAGUCUGGACUUUGAUCAGUAUUGUUGACUGAGCAGCCAGGAUCCGCCCGAGCUUUGAGGUCAGAGGUCAAAGAGCCAUGGGAACCAGGAGGGUGCUGGUGACUGGGUGCUCCUCUGGCAUCGGCUUGGCUGUGGCUGCACGGCUCGCCAAGGAUGAGCUCAGACGGUUCAAAGUGGUCGCCACAAUGAGGGAUCUUGGGAAACGAGGGGCCUUGGAGAAAGCAGCAGGUGACAACUUAAACAAAACCUUGGAGAUCAAACAGUUGGAUGCCUGCUGUGAAGCUUCCAUCAGAGAGUGUGUCAACAGCCUGCCGGAGAGACGGGUGGAUGUUCUUGUGAACAAUGCCGGUGUUGGCAUGAUCGGACCACUGGAGUGCCAAAGUAUCGACGCCAUGAAGGAGCUCUUUGACACAAACUUCUUUGGCCUGGCACGGCUGGUGAAGGAGUUGCUGCCUGACAUGAAGCGGCGGCAGAGCGGCCAUAUUGUGGUGAUGAGCAGCGUCAUGGGAAUACAGGGGCUUCUGUUCAAUGACGUCUACUCCGCCUCCAAAUUUGCUGUGGAAGGAUUUUGUGAAAGUCUGGCGGUGCAAGCAAUGAAGUUUAACAUCAAGACGACUCUAGUGGAACCCGGCCCUGUGGUGACAGAGUUUGAAAGGAAACUGUACGAGGAUGCUGAGAAGAUGGAUCUAUCGGGGACUGACGAGGAGACGGCCAAAAUCUUCCGUGAACUUUACCUGCCAUACUCCGAAAAGGUCUUCGCCUCAUUAGGCCAGACACCAGAGGAAGUGGCUGAGCAAACUGUUAAAGUGAUCACAGCCAAGGAGCCUCCUCUACGCCACCAGACCAACCGCCUAUACAUGCCCAUGACUGCACUGAAGCACGCAGAUCCGACUGGCCGACUGCCUCUGGACACCUUCUAUAAGAUGAUCUUUAAACAUGACAGUGUGUUGAACGCAACUCUCAAGGUGCUGCGCGUGCUGCAGAGGAGGGCAGGGAAGAAGUAAGGAUUGCACUGAGUAUAAAUGUUAUUUAUAAGGAGACAGUGACUGACUGUGGUAGAUUCACACAGUCUGUUUUUUUAAGUGUAGUAUCCCACUCUAAGGAGAGUUUUCUUCUGAGCAGCAAUGAACACGGCACAAACCAUAGGAUGUUGUCUUGUACAAUAACUGCAAAUAAUGUUAAAGGUCCAGUGUGUAGGAUUUAGGGGGAUAUAUUGGCAGAACUUGAAAAUUCGGCUCCCAGUGAAACCUUCCAUGUAGUGAACCCCAGGCCAGACAAUGGUGAAGCGUACCAGAAAUCAUAAAUGACACUGAAGGAACAAUAACCGUAAGUUCACACAUGGCUCAUGGGAGAAAUUUCAGCUGGUUGCAGUCUGCAGUCCUCACUGCUAGAUGCCACUAAACCUACACACUGCACCUUUAAUUCUUCACGUACUGUAAAUAUGCAGGUAAUAUUUAUAGGUCUUCUUUCUUGCUGUGCAGAUCUUUUUUAUUUCUUUGUAACAUUUGUACAGGUAAAUACUGUAUAAUAAUGUCAAACUGAAAUGUAAAAAUAUAAGCACUCUUCCAUUUUCACUUUUUAUUUAGGUCAUUUAUAUGUUUUAUGUGUUGCAGUGAUUCUAACAAGGAUAUAGUGUAAUCAAAACUAGUAAAGUUAGGAAUAUUAUAAUUUAUCUGAUUGGCAGAAAGACAAAUAAAUGUUAGUAAUAAAUGAAUAAUAUAUUAUUUAAUAAAAUAUACAAGCCAUGGUUUUUGUGUUAUUAUAAUGGAUCUAGGGUACUGAGCCAGACACUCUGACACACAAGUUCGCAACCUUUUUCCUUUGGGGACCUCUGUUAUAUUAUUGAGUAAACUGAUGACCCCUGACUAAGUGACAUAUUUUAUAGAUAUUUCAUUAUAUAUUGAAU
Epinephelus fuscoguttatus (brown-marbled grouper) is the source of this 2111-nucleotide messenger RNA. Its product is annotated as retinol dehydrogenase 8. Bases 283 to 1209 code for a protein of 308 amino acids. The transcript is spliced from 7 exons. The record is from RefSeq and is a predicted model, not a curated record. Lineage: Eukaryota; Metazoa; Chordata; Actinopteri; Perciformes; Serranidae. Gene Ontology annotation, biological process: estrogen biosynthetic process. Gene Ontology annotation, cellular component: cytoplasm. Gene Ontology annotation, molecular function: estradiol 17-beta-dehydrogenase [NAD(P)+] activity.